Molecule: messenger RNA, 1029 nt
Organism: Chenopodium quinoa (quinoa)
Lineage: Eukaryota; Viridiplantae; Streptophyta; Magnoliopsida; Caryophyllales; Amaranthaceae
Product: protein ATAF2-like
Exons: 3
Coding region: 1-1029 (342 amino acids)
Biological process (GO): regulation of DNA-templated transcription
Molecular function (GO): DNA binding
Source: RefSeq, a predicted model, not a curated record
AUGGCUAGUUCGAGCAAUGAAACGGUAAAUUUCUGGAAUAUGAUUCCUCCAGGUUUUCGGUUUGAGCCAAAAGAUGAAGAAUUGAUUACUCAUUACCUAGUUCCCAAGAUUAAUGGCGAAGCUUUGCCACCAAACAAGAUGCAUGAGACUGUAUUGUAUGGUGUGCUCGCUCCUCAAGAUCUUACACUGUAUUAUGAACCGGAAAGUGAGAACACUUGGUAUUUUUUCACAAGAUUAGAAAGAUUGUACGAAAACGGAAGUCGACCUAGAAGAUCCGCUGGCAAUGGUUAUUGGAAGGCUACCGGAGUGGAUGCAACAAUAAGGAACAAACAAGGAGUAAUAAUUGGUCAUAAGAAGGCUUUAGCCUUUUUUAUUAAAAUCGAACCCCCUCCAAUUAAUAAAAACGAACCUAAGGGAAUUAAAACACCAUGGCUUAUGCACGAAUUUCGGCUAGCCAAUACCUCUGAGCCUAAACCCAAAAGACGUAAAACAAAUGAUCAUAAUGCUGCUCAUUCCAACACAACAUCACAUUCCGAAGGGUCCAAGCCAAAAAAUAUGUUGGAUGGCUGGGUGCUAUGCAAAGUUUAUAAACUUGGAAGAGAUGUCGCGGUUGAUGAAGCUCCAAUAAUCCCGGUUGCUCAAGAGGAGCACGAUCAAGUAGUGGUACAUUCUCAAGAGGAGCAUAAUCAAGUUGUACAUGUUCAAGAGGUGCAUAAUCAUCAAGUGGUACAUGCUCAAGAAGAGGACAAUCAAGUGGUACAUGUUCCUGUUUCCCCUAACAAACUUAAUUAUACAAAAGAGGAUAUUCUUCGACAUCUAGAACUCGAUGAAGACGUCUUACAUCACCCUCAGCCUACUGAUGACCCGUUGUUAAAUUCGUUUAAUAUGGAUAUGAGCUUUCAACCAGAGCUACUACACGUUGAAGAACACGAUAUGAGCUUUCAACCAGAGAAUCCCAUACAAAUGCCAUUACCACAUUACUCAGAAAAUUUUGAGUUUAUAUUGAAUAACAUAUCGUUUGAUUCUUGA